AUGUCGCUGAGCAAUGGCGAGAUUGGCAUGGCACGUGUCUUCUUGCUGCGCCAUGGCGAGCGUUCGGAUGGGCCAGGCCUUCCUUCACCAGGUGUGGCAGACGCGCCCCUCUCAGGUGCUGGAGUCUGGCAGGCACGUUUGACUGCACUCCGUCUCAAAGAGCUGCUGGGGGAAGAGACGCGGAUCAUGGUGGUCACAAGUCCAGCACGACGUUGCGUGCAGACGGCAUGGCUGGUCGCCAGAGUCUUGGAGGGCGCUGAGCGCUACGUGGAGCCGGGCCUGGCAGAUUGGACGGAGGAGGUGAACAUCGACCGCGGUGGGACACCGUGCUACUGGCCGACCUUGAGCUCCGGACCUGUGUGGGAUCGGCCGCCAGCGGAGGAGACUUGGGACAUGGCAGUCGAGCGCUACCAAGUCACAUGCGAAGGUCUCAUCGUCCGGGCCCAGCUCCACUCGGUCUGCCUGUUGCUCUGCAGCCACCAGGCGGCCCUGGAGGCGCUAAGGCCAUGCGGCUGGACGCAGGGGCACUGUGCAUUGACCGAGCUCGGCGUGUCGCGAGCUGACGGACUGCAGCAUGAUUGCUUGGCCUGGCGUGAGCGCUUCGCUUUUGUGGCGGCUCGAGGAGAAAAGCUCUUCUUGAGCCCCCAGUGCAGCCACGUCACUGCAAGGCCGUUCCAGAUGGAUCCAGAUCUCGGAGACAUCAUGGCUUCUUCCCACUCCUUGCGACAGGCGCCCCUGACCUUGGUGAAGUCUCGUCGGGCACGGCAUCUCCUCCUGUUCCUGCAUGAUGCGCAAGGCCAUUUGCUGCACCUUGCUUCGGGCCUGCUGCUGUCGCUGAAGGAUGAGCAGCUGGUUCUAUCUUCGAGACCUGGCAUCUACUGGCACCUGAACCACAGUGGUGAGCUUGUGGCCAACGAUGGACAUCCCUUGGUGCUUGGACCGGAGGGGCUGGGUCUACAGCUGGACGCGGAACGCGGGGCUUCGCUGCCCGCGGUGCACUUGGAAUUGGUGCCUCUUUAG
Messenger RNA from Durusdinium trenchii, 1020 nucleotides. The record is from the annotation of a GenBank genome assembly. NCBI's taxonomy places the organism in Eukaryota, Dinophyceae, Suessiales, Symbiodiniaceae.